Arabidopsis lyrata subsp. lyrata is the source of this 1852-nucleotide messenger RNA. Its product is annotated as gibberellin receptor GID1A. The coding region runs from base 387 to 1421 and encodes 344 amino acids. Gene Ontology annotation, molecular function: gibberellin binding; hydrolase activity. Gene Ontology annotation, cellular component: nucleus; cytoplasm. The record is from RefSeq and is a predicted model, not a curated record. The transcript has 2 exons. NCBI's taxonomy places the organism in Eukaryota, Viridiplantae, Streptophyta, Magnoliopsida, Brassicales, Brassicaceae. Gene Ontology annotation, biological process: raffinose family oligosaccharide biosynthetic process; floral organ morphogenesis; positive regulation of gibberellic acid mediated signaling pathway.
AUGACCCAACUCCUCACACACAACACCUCCCUACUCAUCCCUCGACGCGUCCAAACAUAUGCGCGCACGUUACGCCACACGUCCCUAACGAUGCUAAAAUACGCAGAUAUUCCUUAUCCUCCACCUCUUGGCGGAAUAUAUAUCUUUUUCUUUAUUUUUAAGCCUUUUGUUUUAUCCCAGUUUUUUUCUAAUCACUCACUAUUAAACCCCAUUUUGAUCUCUCAAGUUUUCAAAAGCAGGAGAUUUUCCUUUUCAAGAAAGAGAAAUUUCACUAAUCAAAGUUGCGAGCUUUCACUUGUCGACUUGAAAAUUCUCGUCCUUUUUACAGAAUUCGAUCUGGGUUUUUGUUCUUGAUUAGUAAAAUAACAAAAGGGGGGUUUUCAGAAAUGGCUGCGAGCGAUGAAGUUAAUCUUAUUGAGAGCAGAACAGUGGUUCCUCUCAAUACAUGGGUUCUAAUAUCCAACUUCAAAGUAGCCUACAAUAUCCUGCGUCGCCCUGAUGGAACCUUUAACCGACACUUAGCUGAGUAUCUAGACCGUAAAGUCACUGCAAACGCCAAUCCUGUGGACGGGGUGUUCUCGUUCGAUGUCUUGAUUGAUCGCAGGAUCAAUCUUCUAAGUAGAGUCUAUAGACCAGCUUAUGCAGAUCAAGAGCAACCUCCUAGUGUUUUAGAUCUCGAGAAGCCUGUUGAUGGUGACAUUGUCCCUGUUAUAUUGUUCUUCCAUGGAGGUAGCUUUGCUCAUUCCUCUGCAAACAGUGCCAUCUACGAUACUCUUUGUCGCAGGCUUGUUGGUUUGUGCAAGUGUGUUGUUGUCUCUGUGAACUAUCGGCGUGCACCCGAGAAUCCAUACCCUUGUGCUUAUGAUGAUGGUUGGAUUGCUCUUAAUUGGGUUAACUCAAGAGCUUGGCUUAAAUCCAAGAAAGACUCAAAGGUUCAUAUUUUCCUGGCGGGGGAUAGCUCGGGAGGUAACAUUGCGCAUAAUGUAGCGCUAAAAGCGGGUGAAUCAGGAAUCAAUGUUUUGGGGAACAUUCUGCUGAAUCCUAUGUUUGGUGGGAAUGAGAGGACGGAGUCUGAGAAAAGUUUGGAUGGGAAAUACUUUGUGACAGUUAGAGACCGCGAUUGGUAUUGGAAAGCUUUUCUACCUGAGGGAGAAGAUAGAGAGCAUCCAGCGUGUAAUCCGUUUAGCCCAAGAGCGAGAAGCUUAGAAGGAUUGAGUUUCCCCAAGAGUCUUGUGGUUGUCGCGGGUUUGGAUUUGAUUCGAGAUUGGCAGUUGGCUUACGCGGAAGGGCUCAAGAAAGCGGGUCAAGAGGUUAAGCUUAUGCAUUUAGAGAAAGCAACUGUUGGGUUUUACCUCUUGCCUAAUAACAAUCAUUUCCAUAAUGUUAUGGAUGAGAUUUCUGCGUUUGUAAACGAACGUUAACACGGUGUUAGAGAGAGAAGGUUGUUUUAACAGAGCCAAGACAUCUUUCAAACUAACAAACAGGUGAAUGUAUUGCCUGUGGAUUCUCUCGGAUAGUUUUGUUUUUGUGUUUAGUAUCUAAGUGUGUGGCGGUUUGCGGAAGCCUUUGUGAUGACUGUUUAAACGCUGGAUUCUGAAACGCUAAAGCUUGUGGAAGAAUAGUGAGGCGUUUAGAGACUUGGAAAGGAACAAAGCAGUAGUAAAAAUUUCUCCUUUGUGUCUGUAAUAUUUGGCCUUUAGCUUUUAGCCUUGAGUCUUUUUAUUAACUAAAAGCUGAAUUUUUUCGGCAUGGGAGUGGUAAUUAAAUAUAAAUAUUUCAAGAAUGUAAUGUUUUAUACAAAUUGUAAUGAUUUUGGUAAAUGUCAGGUUUGCAGUUGGUAUUGUUGCUCCUC